This is a messenger RNA of Yamadazyma jaroonii, 1284 nucleotides long. The record is from the annotation of a GenBank genome assembly. NCBI's taxonomy places the organism in Eukaryota, Fungi, Ascomycota, Pichiomycetes, Serinales, Debaryomycetaceae.
AUGUUGAGAUUAGGGACGUGGGGUAGACGAUUUAAUUCUUCCAUUAGUUUGGUCAACUCUAACGAUAAUUACAUAUCAGUGAAGUUGAAUGGUAAGAUAAUUCAAUACAGUUCCAUAUUCUUGAGGGAUGCCUGUUCAGCUCCAGAAUCUGUUGAUAAGCAUUCAAGUCAAAAAUUAUUCACUACCGCAGAUAUUAGUAAAGAUUUGAAGGUUCACGACACUAAAGUUGUUCAUAAUAAAGAUGGAGAUGUGUUACAGGUCAAGUGGUUUCAAAAUGGGCAAAAUCAUAUUUCUGAAUAUUCCUUUAAGUUCUUAGAUCAUUAUUCAACCCGAGAAUCUCGAAUCAAGGGUAGGUAUUUUGAAGAUUAUAGAAUCGUAUGGAACAAUUCUAUUCUUACCAGAGAUUUGGAAAGUAUUAAUACCCUGUACGACGCUUAUAUGAAUGAUGAACAAACAUUUCAUAAAAUGGUUCAACAAUUGAAUAAAUAUGGACUUUGUUUCGUGAAUGAUUUACCUCAACCAACGGAAGAAACCAUGACAGAAGAAAAUGUAAACCACUGGCCAGUUUCUAAGCUAGCAAACAAAUUCGGAUACAUCAAAAAGACUUUUUAUGGAACUUUGUUUGAUGUUAAGAAUGUAAAGGAAGCUAAGAAUAUUGCUUAUACUAAUUCAUUCUUACCAUUACAUAUGGAUUUAUUAUAUUAUGAAUCACCUCCAGGAUUACAAUUUCUUCAUGCUAUCCAAAACUCCACUUUAGGUGGAGAGAAUAUCUUUGUUGAUUCAUUUGUUGCAGCCAAAUACAUCAGAGAAAAAGAUCCUAGAGCUUUCAAUGCAUUGACUCAAAUUCCAAUCACUUAUCAAUAUAACAACAAUAAUGAAUUCUAUUAUUAUCAGCGUCCUUUGGUAGUUGAAGAUGAACGUAUUGAUGCCAAAUCAAAAUAUCCUUUCAUAAAAGAAGUUAAUUAUUCACCACCUUUCCAAGGACCUUUUGAAUUAGGUAUCACCAAAUCUAGUGGUAAUUCCAUGACCGAAAAUGCUAAUCAUUCUCAAUUCAAUGAUUUCCUUAGAGGUUUAAGAAUGUUUGAAGAAUUUAUAAACAAUCCAGAGAAUCAAUAUCAAUUGAAAAUGCCUGAAAAAUCAUGUGUUAUAUUUGAUAAUCGUAGAGUUUUACAUUCAAGAUUAGAAUUUUCUGAUUCAAAUGGUGGAGAUAGAUGGUUAAUGGGAUGUUAUGUUGAUGGAGAUAGUUAUAAGUCCAAAUUAAGAAUAGCAUCUAGAUUUAUUUAA